Oryzias melastigma (Indian medaka) is the source of this 3284-nucleotide messenger RNA. RefSeq names its product zinc finger and BTB domain containing 34 (gene zbtb34). Gene Ontology annotation, molecular function: protein binding; DNA-binding transcription factor activity, RNA polymerase II-specific; RNA polymerase II cis-regulatory region sequence-specific DNA binding. The coding region runs from base 510 to 2093 and encodes 527 amino acids. The record is from RefSeq and is a predicted model, not a curated record. NCBI's taxonomy places the organism in Eukaryota, Metazoa, Chordata, Actinopteri, Beloniformes, Adrianichthyidae. The transcript is spliced from 2 exons. Gene Ontology annotation, biological process: regulation of transcription by RNA polymerase II.
UUUUAAAUAUUUAAAAUAUGGCCAUUUGGUGUGGAAUACAUGUAUGUAGUAUAAUAAAAAUGUAGAUUUUAAAGAAGCCGUAGUGCAUGAUUACCACGCUGUUACUCCAUUAAAAUGUAAAUGUCUAUCAUUAAGUUGAAUUACAUGGCAAUGUAUGAAUUAUUUUAAUUUUUUAAACAAUUUGGGGUGAAUUCCAACUUAAUGUGCAGUCUUAUUAUGUUUUAAAAGUAAAACAUACUCUUAAGUUUGGUCUUUUGUCUUUUUAAAAUUGUGUUUGUUUAUGUUCCUUUUUUUUAAUAUUCAUUUUUGUUGAGAAAUUAGCCCGCAACACUUAUUGCAGGGAGGAGCUGCUGCCAAAGCCACAGCCAGAAUGUAUGCAUAGCGCCUAAAGAACACUUCCUGUUGAUGUAAAAAUUGCAGCAGCAACUGUCUGACACAUCUGGACUGGAGAGGGGGGGAGGCCUGGCUGUAGCGUUAGCGAAUUACAGAAGGGGAAUGGACAACAUCUAAUGAUAAUCUGCAAGACGGCUGCCAUCAAACUGGAGAAAUAUAUUCAAGAGAUGGACGACGGCAGCUACAUCGAGUUUGAUGUGCCGGAGUUCAGUAAUACUGUUCUGACUCAACUCAAUGAGUUGCGGCUACAAGGAAAGCUUUGUGACAUCAUUGUUCAUGUUCAGGGCCAGCCUUUUCGAGCCCACAAGGCUGUUCUGGCAGCAAGCUCACCCUAUUUCCGUGACCAUUCAGCUCUCAGCACCAUGAGUGGCCUUUCCAUAUCUGUCAUCAAAAGCCCCGAGGUGUUCGAGCAGCUUCUUGCUUUCUGCUACACAGGACACAUGUCCCUUCAGCUCAAGGACAUAAUCAGUUUCCUCACAGCAGCCAGCUUCCUGCAGAUGCAGGCUAUCAUCGACAAAUGUACCCAGAUCCUCGAGGGAAUCCAUUCCAAGAUCAGUCUCCCAGUUAAUGUGUGCAGCCCAGGGAAGGAGACCUUACAGACAAGUCGCAAUGGUGUGAAUGACAGCAACCUCUUCAUAAACCCCACCCAGAUCUCCCCCCCGUAUUACUCCCGUCAUAUUCAAGCAGGGCAUGAAGCACGGUUGGAGGUGGCAGGAAAAACCCAGGCCCGGGUACGGCAAAACCAAGAGGAGGCCCAGUCAGACCGUGGAAGUAGUGACAGUGUGUCGGAGCAUGAUGCAGCGGUGGAAGUUGAAACGGAACAGGUGGAACUGAUUGGCAAAGAUGGUCAAGUAACAGAUGUACAUGUGAAGAUAGAGAAGGUCAGCAGACCAACAUACUCGGACAGUUCCUCGGCUGGGGACGACGGUUACCACACAGAGUUGGUUGAUGGAGAACAUAUUGUGGCUGUAAGUGUGGGCUCCUACGGUCCAGUGAUCCAGCCUGCCACCUAUUCCUACUCAGGGCUCUCCUCUCAAUGCUUUGUUAACCUUAGCAGUUCAAGUCCCACUCGUUCCAUGCUCAGCGGUUUCAGAGGUGGACGAGCCAGAGCCAAGCGGCCAUUGGCCAUGCCAUCGAAUGUGCUGAGUCACAUCAAAUCCAGCUCAGACGAUGCUGACUCAGCCGCUGGCCCCACAGGUUUGGAGAACGAUGUGCGAGAGCGCAGCUUGCGCAGUCAGUGGUACCCCUACAACGAGAGACUUGUUUGCAUUUACUGUGGAAAGACCUUCAAUCAGAAGGGGAGUCUGGAUCGCCACAUGCGUCUGCAUAUGGGAAUUACCCCAUUUGUUUGUAAAUUCUGUGGCAAAAAGUACACAAGGAAAGACCAAUUGGAGUACCACAUCCGUGGCCACACAGACAACAAGCCCUUCCACUGUCAGAUUUGUGGCAAGUGCUUCCCGUUUCAGGGCACCCUCAACCAGCACCUGAGGAAGAAGCACAUGGGGGUGACAGAAGUCAACAAUCACAUGGACUCCCCAGAAAGGACGGAGGGGGAGAGCUCAUGCCAAAAGGAGCGGGAGGAUGCAUCGGAGGGAAUGGUCUUUGAGACACAAUAUGCAGAAGAGGCACCGGCCAAUGAUAUUGAGGAGAGUUCGAAAUGCAGUCCGGAGGAGGCCCAAGCAUCAAGAUGCGACUUUUAGGUCUUGCUUCAGGUUAAGGAAGCUUUAAUUACAGUUUAUUUCAACACAAAGUACUAACUUCUUUCUGAAUAAGCUCCCUCUGCUAACAGACUCGUCUUGAGUCAAGGGUUUCUGACGAUUUUCUGAAAGGUAGAUGCAUAGAGAAAAUGGGUGCUUUAUAGAAAUUCUUUCAAGCAAAGGGAGUAAAAACUUACUAUUUUUAGGGGGUCCCAAUAAUCAAGACCUUCUGGUUGAUUUCUCUUUUUAUCUUUCCAUGUUUUUUAAAACAUAUAUACAGAGUUAUAUAGGCAUGUUGCAAUAAUGAAUAAUGUGAAAGCUCUGGUAAGAUGCUUGUCAUAUCACCUUUUGACCUGAUCUGUUUUUGCACAUGUGGCCACUGGAGGUCACUUACUCACAAGGAAUGAUUUUUUUUUUCUCUGCCAGUGCAAAGCUUCGUGUGACAUAUCUGUUCAAUACCUCAUGAUGCAACUACAUACUCAUAGCAAACAGUAUUUUAACUUAAAUGAAACUCACCGGGUUCUACCUCAUAGCCAAGAACCUACCAAGCACAGAUGUUUUAACAGUUUGAAAUCCGUUUAAGGUUGUAUGUACAGUUUAUCUUAUUGCCAAACGCUGUAAAGAAUCUUUAUUUCAACACAAAGCCUUGAUACUUUGAGGGGAAAUAUUCCUCGCUGAUUGUCGGGAUUUGGGACAAAUUCCCCGCCGGUUGUUUCACGGUCAGCAAGGUCACUUUGAAGAUUAAGAAGGUGCUAUGUUAGGCGUACAUUAAAUUGCCAGCUCCACUGUUGUGUUUGGAACAUGUAUGGAGAACAGAGUAAGAACACAAUCCUGUUUAUCUUUUCAAGAUACACUUUUGCUGUCUUUUAUUAUUUGUUAUACAGAACACUUAAGGGUUUUAUCACUUACCACUACUGCUAGUUUUACUCUGUUGGCCAAAGUAUCGCUAUAUGUUCUCCCAUCAGGAGAAUGGGAGAGUUACACUCGUACAGUCAUGUCAUUUCUUUGUUUUUUUUUUUUUUGUUUGUUUUUUUCUGAAAAAUCUCUAAAAUAGUGUGUGUGGAGUUUAAUAACAAAUCUUAAGGUAGGCUUCUAACGUAAUACUCAGUAUCUCCUAAAAAGCUUGUGGACUCGAUGUCAGCUUAGCACAGAAGGAACGGUCUGAGCAAUAUGCAAAUAGAAAAAAAACAAAAA